Molecule: messenger RNA, 635 nt
Organism: Drosophila bipectinata
Lineage: Eukaryota; Metazoa; Arthropoda; Insecta; Diptera; Drosophilidae
Gene: Tmem18
Product: transmembrane protein 18
Source: RefSeq, a predicted model, not a curated record
GUGAUUUGUUUAUUUUUUGAUCUCCUGGCAAAAAAAUUAAAAUUUAUUUUCUGUCAAAUAACACUAUAAUACAGCACAAUGCAUCCUGGUCAGAUCGAAGUGAACGAAGUCACCGGCUAUUGGACAUUUCUUCUCAGCAUUGAUUGGAAGGAUCCUUGGCUGAUUUGCUUGGUCCUGGCCCAUGUCCUGACCACCACCACUGCUCUACUGAGUCGGAACAAUAGCAAUUUCCAGGUUUUCCUUUUCCUGAUUCUGUUGCUGGCUGUGUAUUUUACGGAAAGCAUCAACGAGUACGCGGCUCAGAACUGGAGUUCCUUCUCCAGGCAACAAUACUUCGAUAGCAAUGGCCUGUUUAUCUCAACUGUUUUUUCGAUUCCCAUAUUACUCAACUGUAUGCUGUUAAUUGGAACUUGGCUGUACAACUCUACUCAGCUGAUGGUUUCUUUGAAAACAGCUCAACUUAAGGAGCGAGCACGUCAGGAGCGCCAAAAAACGGCGGAUACAAGCGAUGCAACGACACAUGCUAAAGUAGAGUAGAGGGUCCAUUUGUGCACCGAUUAAAUACUUAAGUUGAGCUGUGAAAAUUAAAAUGUAAAUUAACAAAUCAUUAAAUAGGUUAUCCUGUUUUUAAAACA